This is a messenger RNA of Trypanosoma theileri, 933 nucleotides long. Its product is annotated as vesicle transport v-SNARE 11. NCBI's taxonomy places the organism in Eukaryota, Euglenozoa, Kinetoplastea, Trypanosomatida, Trypanosomatidae. Bases 1 to 933 code for a protein of 310 amino acids. The record is from RefSeq and is a predicted model, not a curated record. Gene Ontology annotation, cellular component: late endosome membrane; ER to Golgi transport vesicle membrane; Golgi apparatus. Gene Ontology annotation, biological process: vesicle fusion. The transcript has a single exon. Gene Ontology annotation, molecular function: SNAP receptor activity; SNARE binding.
AUGUGUUGUUCUUCUUUUCAUUUUGAAAGAACUGUCUUUAUUUUAUCGGGUUCAUUAAAUCCCACAAAUUGGAAAGUAAUCAUGACAUCUGGUCUUUUUGCAUCGUACGUGGAAGACUUCAAUGAGAGUGUAGAACGACUACAGGCGACGGCGCAGAGUCUUCGCAACUCGAUGAUCUCCCAAGAGAACGGUGAACAAGUACAACAAAAACAACAACAACAACAACAAUCGCAUAUCUCAACAACAACAACAACAACAAUAGGAACUUCACCUGUAGCUGUACCCAUUAGUACUACCGAACGAGUAGUGAAUGGCUCUGUGGACCGUGCACAGCAGUUGCAUGUAUUGCAGCAGGGCGUAGCACACCUGCGGGAUCUCGUUACGAGUAUGUCGUAUGAGAGUAACGAUGUGUCUGAGCGAUCUGCACAAGAAGAGGCGAAGCGGCAGGUGGCGGCGUGCAAACAGACCGUUGUGGAGAUGGAGAAGGAAAUGGCGCGGCUGCGGCAGGAGGCGCGGGAGGCGGACAGACGUGAUCUUCUCACCGGCAGCAGUUAUCAUAAUAACAAUAAUAAUAAUAGUAAUCACUAUUACCACAACAACGGCGGAUUGCUGGGGGAUGUGGAGGAUGAGGACCGUGCACGCAUGCUGGACAACACAUCGCGACUGCGCGGCGGUACGGCGGUGCUGCAGAAGGCGGAGUCACUCCUGCAGGGCGCGCAGGAUACAGGCAUCUCAACAUUAAAUACACUUCGGGCACAGACAGAGACCAUACAAAAUAUUCGGAAUACCAUUCAUGAUGCCGACGCGGAGGUGAUGGACUCACGACGGAUUGUGAAUCGCAUGCAGAAUACAGCGUUAAAGCAUAAGAUAAUUCUGAUUGGGAUUAUUGUAGCUUUGGUGUUUCUUAUUAUAGGAUUUAUUGUAAUCCGGUAG